Molecule: messenger RNA, 1553 nt
Organism: Cloeon dipterum
Lineage: Eukaryota; Metazoa; Arthropoda; Insecta; Ephemeroptera; Baetidae
Product: RNA-binding region-containing protein 3-like
Exons: 6
Coding region: 115-1533 (472 amino acids)
Biological process (GO): mRNA splicing, via spliceosome
Cellular component (GO): U12-type spliceosomal complex
Molecular function (GO): U12 snRNA binding; pre-mRNA intronic binding
Source: RefSeq, a predicted model, not a curated record
ACGCACAGUCGCACACUUCAUGUGGAUGUAAACAAAGACGAACGUGUUGAUGCUUUCACAAGUCGAUGAAUUUUAAGGGCAAUUCAUUCAUAUUUUAAAACUCUUUUAGUCAAAAUGAGCAUGAAUUGCUUGAAGAUUUCAAACUUCCCGGAGAGUUUUAGCAACGCGGAAAAAGAGGACUUUCUGAAGCAUUUUGGUGCUGUUUCAGUUGACUUCGUAGGCUCAAAAAAUUCCCUUGCCUUCGCUAGUUUCGACAGUGAAAAUGGAGCGUCAACUGCUCUCAAGAGGCUGCACCAACUGGAAAUCUUGGGGAAGCGUUUAAUUACAGUUUACAGUAAGAGAAAAAUUGAGAAUUGGACUGCUGUGAAUAUUUUAGAGUCCCAAAAGCCUGAUGAAGAUGCAAAGGAUGGUGGCAGUCAGAAGUGCUAUGAAAAAUUUCUUCAAGAUCUCAACGCCUGGAGUUUGCCACUGAAUUUAAGCCAGCCUCCGCCUUCACACAUAACAUAUUUGUAUCCACCGCCUUCGAUCGAAGUGCUUGCAAACAUAGCUCGAGCUCUUGUUUCCGUUCCUAAAUUUUACAACCAAGUGUUGCACCUAAUGAACAAAAUGAAUUUGCCUUCGCCAUUCCACUCAACGUCCCCUGAGUAUCAGUCUGCCAUAGCUUCCCUUCUGGGUCUUCAGUUAAACCUUCAAAGUGAAAGCAGCAAAUCGCCAGUUCCAGAUUUAAAUGGAAUCAGUGCCACAGAGGAAGAACAAAACAAACAAAAGACUUCUUCCAGUGAAUCUGAACUUGAAAGUGACUCUGAGCCGCUGAACAAGGUUCCCGAGCUGUUGCCACUUAAGAGGAAGUCUGCAGACACCAGGUCAAGAAUCAAAGUACCAAAGUUGUCAAAGCCGCAAAAAAGUUCAACACAAAUAACCAAACAAGCAGUGCCAGUUACUGAUGUUUUUGAGUUGAGCACCAAAGAGCCGCAAAAGAACAUCACGUUGAAGCUUAGUGAAAAAGACGAUGGUCAAGUUAAACCCAUUGUGGCGCCAAGUGAUCCUUCAGUGCAAGCAGACGGUUUUGGUAUCCUCUUUCCAGUUGUGCCCAGCAAUGAAGAACAUGAAGAAAAGGACCAAAAUGACAGCAAUGAUGGCUCAUAUAUUUCUGUAGCCACGCUUAGGGGGAACAGGGUACCUGAGAGAGAUCGAUCAAGCCUGCCUGUUUUUCGAAACUAUCAGCCUGGAGCUCCAUCUUGCCGGCUGUAUGUUAAAAAUUUGGCCAAGGCAACCACAGCGAGAGACCUGCAUUUCAUCUUCAGGGCUUUCAUUGGACACAGACCAUUGGAUGAGGAAGCAAAUAAAAUGUUUGAUAUUCUGCUGAUGACUGAAGGACGCAUGAAAGGACAGGCCUUUAUCACUUUUCCUUCUGUGGAGCAAGCUCAAAACGCAAUGAAGGAGGCAAACGGCUACAUUCUUCAUGACAAACCAAUGGUCAUCCAAUUUGGCAGAUCAAAAGUACAAAAUACUGUUAGUAAACAGAGCGAUUAAAUUUUAUUAUCAUUAAAAGA